Messenger RNA from Phalaenopsis equestris, 913 nucleotides. RefSeq names its product cytochrome P450 734A6-like. Gene Ontology annotation, molecular function: monooxygenase activity; iron ion binding; oxidoreductase activity, acting on paired donors, with incorporation or reduction of molecular oxygen. The record is from RefSeq and is a predicted model, not a curated record. NCBI's taxonomy places the organism in Eukaryota, Viridiplantae, Streptophyta, Magnoliopsida, Asparagales, Orchidaceae.
GUUCAGAAUAAAAAACUGUUUAAUUAAAUUUAAAUCAAAAUCUCCUUCGGUUUUGAUUGACCCAAACUUUAAACAAUCGUUGCCAAGCAGCCUGUUUUAAAGUCUUAACUCUGCAACACAAAAGCUCACAUUUUCCGGCUCACUCUCCACUUUUCCUUCAAAAAUGUCUCUCCUCGCAUCCAUCUUCGUCCUCCUCUCCGUCUCCGUACUCCUCAAAGCCCUCCACGCUCUCCUCUGGCUUCCGCAACAGAUCCAGCUUCACUUCCGGCGCCAGGGAAUCUCUGGUCCGAAGCGGCGCCGCACUGCGCCCAGUGGUCAGCGCUGUACGGCCGCAAAUUCCUCUACUGGUUUGGCACUCAGCCGCGUCUAGCCAUCGGCGAUCCGACGGUCGUCAGGGCUGCGAUGACCGAUACGAGCGGCACGAUCGAUAAGCCAGCGUUUGUCGCUGGGAGCCGGGAACUAUUCGGCGAGGGAUUGGUUGGGCUCACCGGGGAGAAGUGGGCGAGGCAUCGCAGAAUAGUUGGACCUGCUUUCAGCUUGGAGAGAGUCAAGUCUUGGAUACCUGAAAUUUCCAUAAGAGCUGCAAACAUGCUAAACAAAUGGGAGACACGAGGCGGCGAAAAUUCUCAGUUUGAAAUCGAUGUUCACAAGGAAUGCCACAAUUUUUCAGCAGAUGUAAUUUCUUGUGUUGCAUUUGGCAGCAACUAUGAGGAGGGAAAGAGAAUUUUCGAACUGCAAGAAGAACUGCUGCCUCUUGUUUCACUUGCUUUGAGAAGCGUGUACAUCCCAGGUUUCAGGUUUGUACCAACAGCUAUGAAUCGUAAAAGGUGGCGAUUGAACAAGGAAAUUCAGGAUUCAUUGCAGAGAUUGAUUGAGAACAAUGCAGAGAAAUGUGAAGAUACUAAAAACUUAC